AUGGCUGCGCCACGUGGCAGUCUUGAGUAUCGGGUGGGAAUCCUAUAUUUUUUACUUUAUGCAUUUGGUGAUGCGGCUCCAGAUGUCACGAGACCAUGUCCUUGUUGCAAAUGCAUAAAUUCAUUGAGUCAUGAUCGUGAGACAGUACACGAACAUCUGAUGAUAAAUGGUAUCUUACAAGAUUAUCGCAUUUGGAAUUUUCAUGGAGAAAAACUAAUUGUACAAGAUCAUGAUAACAAAGAACUUCAUUAUUCAGUGCAACAAGUUUCUGAAGUAACUAGCCAUGAACCGAUGGUACAAGAAAUGUUGCAUGAUGCAUUUGGAAUUCAUGAAGGAUCUACAAGUAAUGAAAAUUACAUUGGAGCAUCAACAAGUCAUACACCGAUGGAGUCUAAUGUUAAAGAUUUCUAUCGACUAAUUGAGGAAGGGAAACAACAGCUAUAUACCGGAUGCACAGAGUUUUCUAAACUGUCAUUCCUUGUUGAGUUAUUUCAACUGAAAGUGAAUGGAAAAUGGAGUGAUAAGUCAUUUACAGCAUUGUUGGACUUCCUUCGUCGAGUACUUCCAUCUGAAGCUCAAGUGCCUAAGUCAUUUUAUGAAGCAAAGAAAUUAAUUUCUAGUUUAGGACUUCAUUAUGAAAAAAUACAUGCUUGUCCAAAUGAUUGCAUGAUUUAUUGGGGAGAAAAUGAGAAUGAACAGGCUUGCAAAGUGUGUAACCUUCCCAGAUGGAAAAAUUUGCAGAAAUCAUCAAGGAGAUCGUAUAAAGGUGGAAAAAAACGUCUCGAGGUUAAAAUUCCAGCCAAAGUCUUUUGGUAUUUUCCAUUGAAACCAAGAUUGCAACGGUUAUUCAUGUUAUCUAAGACGUCUGAAAAUAUGCAGUGGCAUUUCAAAAAACGUGUUUCAGAUGGAAAUCUAAGGCAUCCAGCUGAUUCUCGAGCAUGGAAGGAAUUUGAUGAACGUCAUUAUGAAUUUGCGUCUGAUCCUAGAAACGUACGCUUGGGACUCGCCGCUGAUGGGUUUAAUCCAUUUAAAAAUCAAAGCACUUCACAUAGUACUUGGCCUAUUGUCCUGAUGCCUUACAAUUUGCCGCCUUGGGAAUGCAUGAAGCCUUAUUCUAUUAUUUUAUCCACCCUUAUUCCAGGUCCAAAAGCACCUGGCAAUGAUAUUGAUGUAUAUUUGCGCCCCCUAUUGACUGAAUUGAAAGAUUUAUGGGAAAAUGGAAUUGCCACAUUUGAUGCUUGUGACAAAAAAAUGUUUCAACUGCGGGCUGCAUUACUUUGGACAGUUAGUGAUUUUCCUGGUUUGGGUUGUUUGUCUGGAUGGAAUACAUAUGCCAAGAAUGCAUGCCCAACUUGUGCUGAUAAUACAGAUGCAGUGUACCUAAAACAUGGCAAAAAGUGGUCAUUCAGAGGGCAUCGUCGUUUUCUACCACUAGAUUCAGAAAUGUGA
This is a messenger RNA of Zingiber officinale, 1449 nucleotides long. RefSeq lists its product as uncharacterized. The coding region runs from base 1 to 1449 and encodes 482 amino acids. The record is from RefSeq and is a predicted model, not a curated record. NCBI's taxonomy places the organism in Eukaryota, Viridiplantae, Streptophyta, Magnoliopsida, Zingiberales, Zingiberaceae. The transcript has a single exon.